AUGACAAACGACCCCCCAAAGCCCGACAUGGCCAACAACACCACCUUGGGCGACACCUCCGCCCUAAGCGAAGACGUCCCCGGCGAGCUCACCGCAGUAGUCGACGAGCUGCUCGACAGCCUGAGCACAAAGUUCGCCAGCGUCUCGAGCGAGAUCUUUGAGAAGAUCGAGGCCAUGUCGAAGCGCCUGGACGCGAUGGAGGCGUCGCUGCAGCAGUCGGGUGCUGGCACGCCGAAAUAA
Messenger RNA from Morchella importuna, 240 nucleotides. RefSeq lists its product as uncharacterized. The transcript is spliced from 2 exons. Gene Ontology annotation, molecular function: transcription corepressor activity. NCBI's taxonomy places the organism in Eukaryota, Fungi, Ascomycota, Pezizomycetes, Pezizales, Morchellaceae. The record is from RefSeq and is a predicted model, not a curated record. The coding region runs from base 1 to 240 and encodes 79 amino acids.